Messenger RNA from Aethina tumida (small hive beetle), 1711 nucleotides. Its product is annotated as retinal dehydrogenase 2. The transcript has 10 exons. NCBI's taxonomy places the organism in Eukaryota, Metazoa, Arthropoda, Insecta, Coleoptera, Nitidulidae. The record is from RefSeq and is a predicted model, not a curated record. Gene Ontology annotation, molecular function: aldehyde dehydrogenase (NAD+) activity. The coding region runs from base 109 to 1572 and encodes 487 amino acids.
AAUAUAAAUAUAAAUCUGCAUUUUAAGUUAUCAAUAUUGUUGUUCUCUCCAAGGAAGAGUCCUCAUAUCUAUUUCAAGUUUCACUUGUGUUACUAGCUAUUUUCUAAAAUGGAUACUGUUCGUGUAAAAUAUACUAAGCUUUUCAUCAAUAACGAAUUUGUUGAUGCAGUCAAUGGGAAAACAUUUCCCACUGAAAACCCAGCCACCGGGAAAAAAAUCGCCGAUGUAGCGGAAGCUGAAAAAGAGGAUGUAGAUUUAGCGGUGAAAGCUGCUAAAGCCGCAUUUGCCCGUGGAUCAGAAUGGAGAAAUAUGGAUGCAUCAGCUAGGGGAAAACUUAUUAACACUCUUGCUGAUUUAUUGGAGAGAGAUGCUAAGAGGCUUGCGGCAUUGGAAACUCUCGACAAUGGAAAACCUGUUGAAGACUCCCUAGUAGAAAUUCAAGCUUCAGCUGAUCUUUUACGUUAUUAUGCCGGAUAUUGCGAUAAGAUUUAUGGAAACACAAUACCAGCUGAUGGCAAUCUCUUCUCCAUGACGAAGAAGGAGCCUAUUGGAGUUGUGGGACAAAUAAUUCCAUGGAACUACCCAAUACCAAUGGCUAUUUGGAAAUGGGGCCCAGCUUUGGCUGCUGGUUGUACUAUCGUCCUCAAACCAGCUGAACAAACGCCUUUAACAUCAUUGGAACUAGCUGCGUUGGCGAAGGAAGCUGGUUUCCCCAAGGGUGUGAUUAAUGUCAUUACAGGAUAUGGACCCAGUUGCGGCGCACCGUUAGCUUUACAUAAUGAUGUCCGAAAAAUUGCUUUCACGGGAUCCACCGAUAUUGGACAUAAAAUUAUGGAAUACGCUGCUAAAUCAAACUUGAAAAGCGUUAAUUUGGAACUCGGCGGUAAAAGUCCCUUGGUAAUUUUUGAUGACGCCAAUGUGGAUGAAGCGGUGGAAAUAGCUCACAAUGCCAUUUUCGCGAAUCAUGGACAAAACUGUUGCGCUGGCUCCAGAACUUUCGUACAAGCGGGUAUUUAUGAUGAAUUUGUAAAAAAAGCGGCCAAUAUGGCUAGAGAGAGAAAAGUUGGUGACCCAUUUGCCCCAGAUACACAACAAGGUCCCCAGGUUGAUAAGCUCUCAUUGGAUAAAAUUUUACGUCUUGUUAAUACCGGAAUACAAGAAGGAGCUAAACUGCAAACAGGAGGAAAACAGGUAGGUACAGAGGGAUAUUUUGUGGAACCAACUGUGUUUUCUGAGGUGACCGACGAGAUGACUAUCGCAAAAGAAGAGAUAUUUGGACCUGUUCAGUCUAUAUUGAAAUUUAAUACAUUGGAAGAAGUCAUUCAAAGAGCAAAUAAUACUGCUUAUGGUUUAGCUGCUGGAGUAAUAACCAAUAAUAUUAACAAUGCCCUUGUAUUUUCACAAGCAGUAGAAGCUGGAUCUGUAUGGGUCAACUGUUAUGAUGCAAUUACUCCACAAACACCUUUUGGAGGCUUUAAAAAGUCUGGAUUAGGUAGAGACUUGGGGGCUGAGUCGUUGGAUGGAUACCUAGAAACAAAAACAAUCACCAUUAAGUUGCCUUGCAAAAAUUGAAACAGUAAUUUUAAAAAACUUCUGUGUUAUAAUAUAAUAAUGUAUACUAUAUAUUAAAAAAUAAUAAUACAAUAAAUAUAAUAAUAUAAUUUAUAUUGAUGAAUUUUUCAAUAAAUAUUGUAAUAUAAAUAAUAUAAAA